AUGGCGGGCCCGGCUUCUUCGCUUCCCCCGGGGGUUUCGUCUCCGCUGACGGAGGACAAUGACUAUAACCACAAUGGCCUGAUUGUUAUCAUCACCUCUCUCUCUCUGUUUCUCAUUCUGGCCUCCCUGGGUAUUCGGCUAUUUGCAUCCUCAAAAAGAGGCCACAUCUUCAAGGAUGAUUAUGUUCUGUUCGUGGUCGCGGCAUGCGCCUGCGUUCAGGUCUCCCUCGUGCUAGUCCAAGUCCACUAUGGGUGGGGAAAGUCCGGAGAUCUUAUUUCGGCUGCGGACUAUGCCCCGAUGGAAAAGGCCGGAUAUGUAGCGGACCUGCUCUACGUUCUCGGUUUAGGACUUUCGAAAGCCUGUACAAUGAUAUUCUACCAGAACCUCUCUUUGCAGCGGACCAGAUGGAUGAUUAAUCUCGUUCUAUCUGCGUGUGCUGUAUGGGCAAUCGUCGCGAUGAUGUUGUUGGCCAUUCGAUGCAGCACAAGCCGUCCGUGGAGCGACAUCAACCGCGACUGCAGUGGCUUGUUCCCACGCUGGCAAGCCAUCUGCGCGCUGGAGAUUGUGCUCGAAACCAUGAUACUGUCUUAUCCUGCGAUAGCCAUCAGCAACGUCCAGAUUUCGUUGAGCAAGAAGCUCAAAGUUCUAGCUAUUCUUAGCUGCCGGGUCAUAUUGAUCCCCCUCUCCGCCAUCCACCUAUACUACAUCCACUGGCAGAUUCAGUCACCCAACCCCUCACUCAUUGGAACCUACGCCACGACUGUUGCAGAACUCCACCUCAGCGUCAGUGUUGUCCUCCUCACCCUGUCAUGUCUGAAAAUUUUCAUUGCUGUCUACGUAGAUGAUCAUGGUCUGGCAUACACGGAAGAUGCCUCAAAUCCGCAUAGCUACAGCGGGCGCACUCCCCCCAAAUCCUGGCAAUCAUGUCAACAGACAAAAGACCUCAGCUCAUUUGGGAGCGGAUGUAACGAAGAUGAACCGAUUCUGCGAACGGAAGCGUCAGUUUCCGCGUCAUCAGGCCAGCAUGCUAACAACGAUGGUACUUCAAUUCUGAAAAGCGUACAGAUAUCAGUGACGCGAGAGAACAUCGAGUUAGCCGAGAUUCAGGGGUCAUCGAAUCCUGGGAUGCCUCGACCUACAUAG
This is a messenger RNA of Aspergillus heteromorphus CBS 117.55, 1143 nucleotides long. RefSeq lists its product as uncharacterized. NCBI's taxonomy places the organism in Eukaryota, Fungi, Ascomycota, Eurotiomycetes, Eurotiales, Aspergillaceae. Bases 1 to 1143 code for a protein of 380 amino acids. The transcript is spliced from 5 exons. The record is from RefSeq and is a predicted model, not a curated record.